Brassica rapa (field mustard) is the source of this 762-nucleotide messenger RNA. RefSeq lists its product as uncharacterized. The record is from RefSeq and is a predicted model, not a curated record. NCBI's taxonomy places the organism in Eukaryota, Viridiplantae, Streptophyta, Magnoliopsida, Brassicales, Brassicaceae.
AUGGGUGCCUCUAUUAUGGGAUUUGAGUACAUGAGAAAAGUUGUAGUUGUCAAUGGAACCCAUUUGAGAGGAAAAUAUGCAGGGUGUCUUCUAACUGCUUCUGCCCAAGACGGCAAUUACCAAGUGUUUCCACUAGCCAUUGCUAUCGUCGACGGAGAAAAUGAUAACUCGUGGGAGUGGUUCUUCAAAAAGUUACAAGCAUUCGUUCCAAAUACAAACAAUAUCGUGUUUGUAUCUUAUAGACAUGCAUCCAUCUAUUACUGUUUGGCCAAGGUUUAUUCAGAAGCUAAACGCUGUGCAUGCAUCAUUCAUUUAAAGAGAAAUAUCAGGACUUAUUACAAAGAUAAGAAUCUAGGAUUCUUGGUUGCAAAGGCUGGAAGGGCAUAUAGGUUGGCUGACUUCUACAAGGUUUUCAAUGAGAUAAAACAUCUCAAUGCCUCUUGUGCAGAUUAUCUAAUCGGAAUAGGGUCUGAGCAUUGGGCAUGUUUCCAUUUCCCCGAAUGUCGUUACAAUAUUAUGACGAGUAACGUUGUGGAAUCGUGGAAUGUAGUGCUUCGUGAGACCAGAGAAUACCCUAUAUUGGCCCUUGUAGAAUUUAUUAGGGCAAAGAUGAUGUCUUGGUUUUCUACUAGGGGCUCAACAAUCUCAGAAAGUUUAGAUAAUUUCACACCUAAAGUAAUGGAAAUUCUCGCUGUUAAUUUCGAGUCUUCGGCAGUUGUUUUGAGUUUCAACUCCUCGAAAUUUCUUGUCAACAUGCAAUAG